CUGUUUUCAACCAUAUAACGUUCUAGCAUCCUAUAAAAACAAAUCGAAAAUUAAAAAAAUAGUUACGGUGUUAUCUGUUAAACAAAAUGUCAACUCUCUAAAUCAGUUAAUCCACGACGUUGAAGUAGUGAUAAGCAAAAAGAACGAAUAUUGAUUAUCAUUAUUGUUCCUUAAUUAGUAUAAUCAUUCGAGUAGGAUUGUGACCGGUGUAAUAAAAAGAAAGAAAGAAAUUGGAAAAAAAAUGCCGAUUGAUAUUCCUGCAUUUGCUUAUGCCGCAGCUGUUGCCGGUGGUGGCAUUUUAGGUUACGUAAAAUCACAUUCUAUUCCAUCACUUGCUGCUGGUUUGAUUUUUGGAUCCGCACUUAGCUAUGGAGCUUUUCAAACAUCUAUGGAUCCUACUAAUGUUGGAGUUUUGUUAGGAACAACUACAACGUUAGGUGGUCUUAUGGGAUAUCGUUUUUAUAACACUGGAAAGAUUAUGCCAGCUGGAGUGAUAACGAUAUUAAGCGCUGUAAUGAUGGUAAGGACAGUCACAAGAUAUUUUUCACCACCUGUAAAAUCAAAUUAAACUACCAGCAUUAAACAAGUACACAUACACAUAUAUAUAUACAUAUAUAAUCCAGUCUCAAAUGUAAAAAAAUGUUUUAUUCAGUUCAAAAGUAUAUAUACAUAUAUAUAUAUGUUUAUUUCUUUAUGUAAUUAUUGCAGUAAUCAUUUCUAUGUAUAAUAUACUUAGAAUAUUUUUAUAGAAUAAAUUGAAUGUAAUCUUA
Molecule: messenger RNA, 770 nt
Organism: Vespula vulgaris
Lineage: Eukaryota; Metazoa; Arthropoda; Insecta; Hymenoptera; Vespidae
Product: transmembrane protein 14C
Exons: 3
Coding region: 242-568 (108 amino acids)
Biological process (GO): regulation of heme biosynthetic process
Cellular component (GO): mitochondrial membrane
Source: RefSeq, a predicted model, not a curated record